Hymenoscyphus albidus is the source of this 3103-nucleotide messenger RNA. NCBI's taxonomy places the organism in Eukaryota, Fungi, Ascomycota, Leotiomycetes, Helotiales, Helotiaceae. The record is from the annotation of a GenBank genome assembly.
UUGUACUCACACCUGCAUUCCGUACAGACUACCUACUCUAGUACUUCCAACGAGUAUUUCUACACCUACAUCUACGCCUACACCUACGGUGCCCAUGGGAGAGCUAUCUGCAAUGAUUUCUGGACCUACUUCCUGCCACUGCCAAUAACAAUCUACAUCUCCAGAUCCAAUCUCGACUCCCCGCCAACUGAAAACUCGUAUGGCAAUAUGAACGAAUGCAAUCGGCGCGCAUUUCUGUCUCGAGAUUGGACAAUGUCUUCUCACGCCUUCCAAUUCGCCGUUCUGAUAGUAGACCCAGCCCCAGCCUCGAUCGAUCUUUCCAUCCCAAUACCAGACUUGUCAGUCAACUCCGCAGACCCAACUACAUCACUUUCAAUUCCUCGUGCUCGUACUGACAAAUUAUCUUUCAGUUCCACUUGCGCUGCCCCCAUGCGAUUGGCAUAAGGUCUUUCCACAGCAGCGCAGUACCGCUCCCCACUCCCACUGACAACGACAAAAUCAAAACAACGCUACGCAAACGCAAACGAUAUAUUUCGCCUGCGGGGGCUCUUUUUUCAUGGCUCAAUAAAAAGUCGCUUGCGCUGAAGCGGAAUUACUUCAAUCGUAUCUGGACAACAAUCGAUCACUUGUCUAUCCAUGCGGUAGUCUUGCACAGAUUAAAUGCUAAUAUCAACGCUCUGGAAGAUACGGUAUGUUUCCUGGCAGAGAGGCAUCUAUGUUAAUACUUAUUUUUCUAGUCCAGUGAGCUAUCAGUCAGCAAUACAGUCAGCAUUACAACCAGCAAAUACGACCUCUAUUUACCCAGAAAUCUUCGAGGUGAAGGAAUUACCGAGGAAGAUAUCAGUCAUUGGGUAUGGAUAUUUUCCGGCGAAAAUCCGAAGGCGAUGCUGCAUCGCUUUCUCGAAAAGCCACCCAUCAAGUCCCAUGUUCUCCUGUUGAGGAUUUUGCAAUGGGACAUUACAGAUGUUCAAGAUCUACGCAGAGUCUUAAUCUUUGUUUGGAAACAUAUACUUCGGGUACCGCAACCAGACAAAUUUGCUGGCAUGGCGGAUGCUUCAGUGCGGAUAUCGACGAGGAGGUCUUAUAGAGUUCAUGGCCCGAUAUCGAUGGAUGACCAUACAUUCGGACGUCUGGUCUCUCUUCUUGCACGCCAUGUUCGAAAGAUUUGGCCCGAAGCCAUGCCCAAUAUUGCCUGCAUGCUCAUACCAUAUUCUGAAUCGAUUUUUACCGACUUGCCCGAUGAUUGCAGAGACGUCGACCUUCAUCGCCACCGAAGACUCUGUACGUUGUAUAAUCGUUUCCUACGACGUUUUGAACUACCUGCAUCCCUACACCCCCUCGCCUCCAUGAAACACAAUUGGAGUGCACAACGGAAACUUUUGGAAUUGGGGGGAGAUUUUCAACCUCCUCUGAUCUUGAACGAGCGAAGCUUUCAAGCUAUAGCUACUGUGAUGGCUGCCUCAAGGAAAACGGCACGAGAGUCAAAGGUUGCGACACUUCGUUCCCGUGAUUGGCCCCCAUGGAGAAUUGCUCAAGAUGGUAUGGAUGCGCUGAGCACUCCCCAGGUGGAUACUAGUAGGGUUUUGCUGGCCCUGGCGCAGAAAGCAAACUCAGGAUAUGCUCCUACAAUAAUUGACGCCCUUUUAAAGAUAGCUGGCGGGCAAGAACUGGAUGGUACCCCAACAAUACACACUCGACGUCUGAUGAAGUUCAGACAGAGGGCAAGACAACUUUCUGAAGGAUCUGAUCCGCUGGACCCAAAUGUAUGGGGCAUGAGAAUUGAGGCAACUCGAGAUGUACAAGAAGCGUGGAGUGCAUUUAUCGAGUUUGAAAAUUGCGGUGGAGUUCCGACACAAGCCACAUACUAUCCAAUGCUUAUGAAGCUUCAGUACGAAGGGAAGAGACUUGGUCAUGAAGGAAGGAAGUCUAAAAAUGCCAUGGCCCCAGGCGAUGCUAGAGAAGUCAUGGCAGUUGCAAAAAACAAUUAUAGCAAAAGCUAUCAAUCCCGACUUCAACCACCUAGCUUUCUCGUACUUUAUCAUCGAAUGGUAUCUUCUGGUAUUAGACCCAGUGGGAGAUGUCUGAAUUUCCUGAUACAGCGAGCGCCUUCCCUAAGGCAGGGGUUAAUUAUUCUUCGAGAGGGUAAAGGAAUUCCUUUCGAUUCUUGGCUGUAUAUCAGUGGUAAGGAUACUUUGCACGAAAGGUUUGACGUUGACAUCCUCCCCGAGGACAAUAUCUUCUCGGUGGUUCAUAUGCUAUGCCGCUUUCUGUUAUACGCCGCCAAGCCGAGAGUUGAGGGUGAUGCUCCAAUUGCGGCCGAGGCCAAAGAAGCAACUUUCAACCCACUGCCCCAAGCCAUAGCACUUGUGAAGAGAAAACUCCCUAUGUUCCGACCAACCUGGUAUACCCUUUUUAAAGCACUAUCAAGGAGAGAUGUAGUUGUUUCUUUGGAACUUGCUGGGGAGCCCGAGAACGACAUUUUGGCAUGGCAGCUGCUCCGGGAUCUCCUUUCGGAUUUUCACCGUUGCGGACUAGAGCUUGAUCCAGACGGCUUUGUACACAUUUGCUCUAUAGCAUCCAAAGCUUUUCCUAUGCUAGCUACGCUUUUUACCGUAGAGGCGUCGAGCGCUCUUGAACUGCUGAAAAGGGAGUUUGCAAAGUUGGUUGAUGUCCAGAAAUCAGUUUACGAUCUGCCACAACAUCUGCAUCGCAUAUCUGGGCACAAUCUUCAUCUUUACGUUCGCGUGAUGGGGAUCGCUGGGCAGCACGAGGAGAUCAUCAAGGUGCUGCGAUGGACUGUUGAAAAUUACGAGUAUUUGCAGACGGCAUCCAUGGAUUCUGUUAAGGAGCAAAGACACAUGCGCAAGCUUUUUAUGGCGAUACGUGUGUUUCUUAGCAGGACGGAGUUCAUGAAAGAGGCGGAUGAUCUGGUGGAGGAGAUUCCCGAUUGGGAAGGUUGGGCAAGUGAUGAGGAGAUUGAGGAGUAUGUCAGGACGCCUGAUGGGCGUGGCUAGAAAUGUUGUGUGCAUAGAUUGUAGGAUGGACUGUAUGAUAGGUACGACGUUGUAGAAUCAUGGAUUGGACGAUGGUCCUUUGUAUAUCU